CUUAUGCUCCACCUUCAACUUCAGCUUCAAUAAAAAGCAGAUCAAGCCAAUUCCUCUUUCUCUAACUGAAACCUCGCCUUGUGACUCUGUGCUUUGUGACUGACAGGUCCACCUACACAAGUCACUUUUCUCCACGGGGGCUCUUCCUGCUGAGGGUUAUCACAGUCCUCGGUCCUGACCCGAACAGAUCCGGACUCCAGGAGUUUUCUCUAACAUCCCAACCCAGAGGAAUCUUCUAAUUCCCAAGUAUAUACAUUUUCAUUCUCAGGAGAAACUUAAGCUAUAUUGAUUGGGAAGCUCUGAGCCAUUUGGAUUUUCCAGGUUAUUUUUGCAAGUGUCAAAAGUACGUGUGCUGUUUUGUUCACCAACAUUAAUCAAAAGCACCAGAAAGUGCUUUUAAACAAGUUGCUUCUUCAAAUCUUUCUAGUGUUGGGGCACGAAUGAAUAUGCGGUAUAACUAUGAGUACUUCAGCAGGUGGGUAGUUGAGAAAUAGUUGGCAUUCUACAAUAGAAAACGAUGAUCUGUAACAACAGAUGUUUAUUUUACAAGGCACAAGCAACACCUACAUACAUUCUCUAGCCACUAUGACAACAUAAAUGUUUCCAUUAUUUCAGCCAUAAAUGUAAGAUGAUGAUUUAGACCCAAAUUAAGUAGACGAUUUCCGUAUAUGUGUGAACAAACUACUGGAGACAGUAAUUAGGCAAUGAGGUGGGGGAAAGAAAGAAACCAGAGGAGCUCACGUAAAUCCCGGCUUAACUCCUCUGUGUGAAAUACACACACACAGCAUAUGCUUGGGGCAGUGGAGCCGGGAUCUAGGAUGCCUGGUUGUGGGCCCUAAUCUUCUGAGUCCCAGGGGACCCUAACCUAUUUCCUGAUUCCGUUCUUCCCGGUGGGGCCGCGGGCAGAGGCUCCCCACACGCCAAGCCACUCCUUAGUAAGGUGAGCAGACGUCCUGCUUUUGAACAAUUUGUCCCGCGGCGUUUUAAAAAAGUCCCGAUUUUUGGAAAGACUGAAGCGGGAUGUCUGGUCACCUUAUUUAGGCCGCAUUUCCAGAGCAGCAAACACUCAGACACACACCAGCUCUGGCCCCGGACCCCGAGCUGCGGUGCCCAAGCUGCCCUGCAGGAGCCCCGCUGGCAGAACUCCCGCGGGCAGAACUCGCGAGAGCGGCGCUGACCUUGGACAUCGGGGAAGCCACUCGGUUGGCGGUGGCGGAGCCACAGAGAAGCAACACUGGGCGGAGAACAAACAUGAAGAAACAUAAUCCAUCUUUGGUGGUAGAAUCUUCUUACCCAGACUUGGUCAUCAAUGUAGGAGAAGUAACUCUUGGGGAAGGAAACAGAAAGAAGCUGCAGAAAACUCAGAGAGAUCAAGAGAAGGAGAAAGUGGCCCGGGCUGCCUGUGCUUUAUUAAACUCAGGAGGAGGAGUGAUUCGGAUGGAAAUGGCUAACAGAGAUGAGCAUCCUGUGGAGAUGGGACAGGAUUUAGAAGAGUCUUUGAGAACACUUACUCAGUCUUCAGACUUCCAGGAUUUCUUUGAGACUAAGCAACACGGGAGGUGUUUUUACAUUUUUGUCAAAUCUUGGAACACUGACUUUUCCCCUGAAGAUCGUUUCAAGCCCCGAAUUUGCAGCCUGGAUUCUUCAUUACACCGUAGAUUUGCCACCAAAGUGCUUCUCAUGGAUUCAAGAGAAGCAUUUAAUUUUCUGGAAAACAAGAAAAGAAAUGCAAAAUUUUUAGGGGAAGAACCUUCUAGUAAAAUUCUCAGGGAUGCAAAUCAAAACUUCCAUGACUCGAAUCCUGCUCACCUAAUUUUCCAAAAAGACCAGCUUGAGCAUGGUGAAAUCCUGCCUUUUCCUGAGUCUCAAUACGUUGAGUUUAAACAGUUCUCUACGGAAAACGCUCUAGUCCGUAUAAAAGAGAUGGUUCCAAAGUAUAUAGCUGCAUUUGCAAAUACUAAGGGAGGUUAUCUUUUUAUUGGAGUGGAGGAUAAGAGUAGGAAGGUUUUGGGAUGUGCUGAAAAAAACAUUAAGGGUGAGGAUUUGGAAAAAGUAAUAGAAGAAGCAAUAAAUAAAUUACCUCGUGCCCAUUUUUGCCAAUCCAAAUGCCAGAUAACUUUUACAGUCAGAUUCUUGAAUGUGUUAUCCAAGGAGGAGUUGAAAAGUUAUGUGUGUGUGAUCAGAGUGGAGCCAUUCUGUGGUGCAGUGUUCUCAGAAGCCCCCAGGUCAUGGAUGGUGAAAGACGGGGAAGUCUGCUGCCUGACAACUGAGGAAUGGAUAGACAUGAUGACGGACACAGACCCAGAGCUUCAGAAUUUGUCCGAAGACUUUGAAUCUCAGCUGAGUCUGUCUAGCAGGCCUCCUCGUAGCAGCCCGGUGUACUCCAAGAAAGGCCUGGAAUACAAGGAAGAUCUCCAGCGACUUUUAUUUUCAGUAUCUUCAGUAGACUUGCAAUUUACUCCUGAAUCUCUCUUGGAGGAGCUGUGCUCAGAGUAUGAAGGCCUGGAGGAAUUAAUAAAGAAGCAAAUUCAUCCUUUCUCCCGAGGGAUUUUGAUCCUUUCCAGAAGCUGGGCUGUGGACCUGAACUUACAAGAGAAACAGGGAGUCAUUUGCGAUGCUCUGCUGGUAACACAGAACAGCCCCCCCAUUCUCUAUACCAUUCUCAGGGAGCAGGAUGCAGAUGGGCAGUUGUACUGCACCCGUACUGCCUUUACCUUGAAGCAGAAGCUGGUGAACAUGGGGUGCUACACCGGGAAGCUGUGUGUCAUGGCCAAGGUCCUCCAUCUGAGUCCUGAAAGCAAUGCAGAGUCCUUUGAAGGUUCAGACUCUCUGAUUAAGUACCCUAAGUCCUAUUACCUUGCAGACACCGAGGAAAUGGAAGCCUUGCUGCAGUCCCUUGUGAUUGUCUUGCUCAGCUUCAGGUCUUUCCUGAGUGACCAGCUUGGCUGUGAGAUUUUAAAUCUGCUCACGGUCCAACAGUAUGAGAUCAUCUCAAAAAACCUCCACAAGACCCCAGAAUUGUUUAUCCAUGGUUUACCUGGCUCAGGGAAGACUAUCGUGGCCAUGAAGAUCAUAGAGAAGAUCAAGAAUACGAUGGGUUGUGAGAUAAAUAAAAUUCUCUAUGUUUGUGAGAACCAACCUCUGAGGGACUUGACUGGUAAAAAAGGUAUCUGCCGGGCAGUGACCCGAAAAGCCUUCAUGAAAAUAAAUUCAAACUUUGAAAACAUUCAACACAUCAUCAUUGACGAAGCUCAGAAUUUCCAAACUGAAGAUGGGGACUGGUAUGAGAAGGCAAAAACCAUCACUCGGAGAGGAAAGGGUGGCCCUGGAAUUCUCUGGAUCUUUCUGGACUACUUUCAGACCAGUCACGUGUACCACAGUGGCCUCCCUGACCUUCAGGACCAGUACCCAAGAGAAGAGCUCAUCAGAAUGGUCCGCAAUGCAGAGGAAAUAGCCAACUACCUGAAAGAAAUAAUGCACAAAGUCAGAGAAAAUCCACCACCUAACAUUCCCUCCGAGUCCCUGAACAUAUUCAGUGAAGCUGAAUGGUCUCGAGGUGUUCCAGGCAACUUUAACUAUUAUAAUUAUAAGGAUAUGGAACAGUUAGUGCAUGAUAUAGAAAAACAAUGCCAUUUACUUUUGAAGGCUGGAUAUUCCUGCAAGGAUAUUGCUGUGAUUUGCAACACAGUAGAGGAUGUACAGGAAUAUAAAUCUAAGCUUGAAAGUGCACUAAGGAAGAGAAAAAGGUCUCGGUCCAGGGAGGAAUCUAAUCUGUUAGUAAUAGAAGAUGCAUCAGCGAUCACGGGCAAUCACAUUGUAUUGGACAGUGUCCGUCGAUUUUCAGGCCUGGAAAGGAACAUUGUGUUUGGGAUCAUUCCAAAAGCAGCUCAGCCAGCUUUUUCCUACAGCCUUUUGCUCUGUCUAGCUUCCAGGGCAAGGAAAUAUCUGUAUAUUUUUAUUCCCUCUGAAGAAAUGACUAAUUCUGCAUCAUUUUAAUAAUGGUCUUAAUUUUUCCUAUCAAUGAGCACAGUAUAUGCUUCCACUUAUUUGUAUCUCCCUCAAUUUCUUUCUUCAGUAUCUGAUAAUUUUCUUAUUACAGGUCUUUUACCACCUUGGCUAAAUUUACUUCUAGCUACCUUAUUUUUGUUGUUGUUGUAAUAGUAAAUGGAUUUUUUCCCCCUUACUUUCUCUUUCUUAUAGUUCAUUAUUGGUGUAUAAAAAUGAAUUUAUGAACACUAAUUCUGUAUACCACUACUUGGCCAAGUUCAUUUAUUAGAUAUAGUAGGGUUGUUUUUUUUUUUUAUAGGAUCUUUAGGAUUUUCUAUGUACAAUAUCAUAUCAUCUGCAAAUACUGUCAGUUUUACUUCCUCCUUUCCAGUUUGGAUGCCUUGCUUGAGUAAACCCAGCAGAGAUCACUCAGGCUGUCCCAGGGCAGACAACCAAUACAACUUAUAGAAUGUUUAGCUAGCCGAAACUGGUUUUGCUCCGUGGAUAGAGCAUCAGCCUGCGGACUGAAAGGUCUAGGUUCGAUUCCGGUCAAGUGUAUUUGCCUUGGUUGGAGGCACA
This is a messenger RNA of Pipistrellus kuhlii (Kuhl's pipistrelle), 4566 nucleotides long. RefSeq names its product schlafen family member 11 (gene SLFN11). Gene Ontology annotation, molecular function: tRNA binding. The record is from RefSeq and is a predicted model, not a curated record. Gene Ontology annotation, biological process: defense response to virus. NCBI's taxonomy places the organism in Eukaryota, Metazoa, Chordata, Mammalia, Chiroptera, Vespertilionidae. Bases 1252 to 3996 code for a protein of 914 amino acids. The transcript has 7 exons.